Molecule: messenger RNA, 1704 nt
Organism: Paramecium tetraurelia
Lineage: Eukaryota; Ciliophora; Oligohymenophorea; Peniculida; Parameciidae
Exons: 2
Source: RefSeq, a predicted model, not a curated record
AUGAAUUAAUAGGCCUAGACUUCUAUUUUAAGUCGGUGUUUAUGCUCUAAAUUAGGAAAAUUUAAAAUGAGAACACAGAUUUUAAUUAUCAAUUGUGUAAUUUUCGCUAUAAUCAUACCUUCAAUAAUAUUGGCCUAGACUAUUAAUUUGUAUUAUAUUUAGGAGAUUCUAAGUGAUUGUGAGAAGGAUAGUAUGCUCAAGGGAAUGUUUAAUCAUUUAACCAAUUCAGCGAAUUCUAUAAACGGAUAACUUAAUUCCGUAUUUACAAGAAGUAUAAUUUCAUAAAUCAUAUAAGCAUAAAUUACCCUGACUAAUUUGAAUUAAUUAUAUUGGCUUUAAUUAAGAAAUAAAAUUUGGAUCAAUAAACCAAUCACUCGCCCCUGUGACUAUAACUCUUCAGUCUUGCCUUCUGAUCAUUUCAUUUCUAUUCCAUGUUAUGCAAAUAUGGCACUAAAAUAAAAUGAUGUUGAACCCUUAGAAGAUCCAAUUGAGUAAAUUCUAAGAAAUCAUACUUCUUUAGUAAGUUCAGUUAUUUUAGGCUUGAUGGGUUUAGAUGAUCCCUUUUUUCCUAACCAAUUUUAUUUCUCCUCCUCAAUAGACCUAUAUGAAUUUACUUACAUUUACCCUUAAAUUCUAAAAGUAGAUAGUUAUCAUCCUAAGGAGAGAAUGUGGUUUCAAUAGCAUUUUGAAAAUUUAAAAAAGGAUAAAUACAACAAUACUCAGUUAAGUGAUGUUUACAAGUAUUUUGGAACCGAAACUACGUAUUCAAUGACAAUGACGUAAUCAAUGCUAAAUUUAGUUUGGGAUGUUCAAGGAAUUUAUUGUUCUGACAUUGUAUUUUCAAACAAAAUGUUAAGAGCAUAGUCAAUCAACAUUAUGAUAGCUGACUAAAAAGGACAAUUGUUAUUGACAAACUAUAAGAAUAAAGCAAUAUCCAAUUCUUCCGAACUCAAAAACUUUGCAGACUAAGAAAUUACUGGGUUCAAUGCCGAAGAUUGGAAUUCUCUCAUUAGCUAUUAUAACUAAAAUAUAAUCUAGUCUACUUGCAACUUAAGAAUGCAUAAUGUAUUAUGUAGAUAUAAUACAGUUUAUGAAAAAGACGUUGUAAUUACGAUACAAAAGCUUAAAAACAUCAAUUAUUAUUUAAUUCUCUUUAAUGAUUUGUAAAUAGAGAAGGAUAUAUCUGAUUAAAUGGAAAAUCUAAAUGAAAUAUUUAAUAGAGAAAUUUAAUGGACUGCUUUAAUUGUACUAUCAAUUUUCAUUCUAUUAAUAUUUAUCUCCAUUAUAUUGAUUUACCUCAUAUUUUUGCCUAUUUAUCAAGUGAUUGAUCAAUCCUCCUUGUUUCUUAAAAGAGAUUAAGAAUGUAAUAAUGGCAGGUCAAUUCAGUUUAAAAAUUAAAUCUAAAAUCAAAUCUUAAAAAAAAAAGUAGAACCGUUCAAUAGUAAUGUAUUAAAAUAAUUCAAAAUUCAAUUUGAUUCAUUAUUUGAUAGAGUCUUAACAUAGACAAUGACAAUUAAUCCUUAAUGUAAAAUACUUUAACAAUUUAAAUAUCCUAAAAACAAUACCGUACAUGUUCUGAAAAUAAAGAACUUGUUUGAUUAAGGUUUGAUAAAGGAUGAUUACUACGGAGAUAUUAAUAAUGACUUUCGAAAUAAGAAAUUGAACCUCAAAAGAACCUUCAGCUUAAAUAUUUAAUCAAAUUGA